This is a messenger RNA of Ixodes scapularis (black-legged tick), 600 nucleotides long. RefSeq names its product transmembrane protein 229B-like. The transcript has a single exon. The record is from RefSeq and is a predicted model, not a curated record. Lineage: Eukaryota; Metazoa; Arthropoda; Arachnida; Ixodida; Ixodidae. Bases 1 to 600 code for a protein of 199 amino acids.
AUGCAAGCGAACGCAACAAAGCCCAGAAACCACGUCAUCAACUCGUCUUCUCGCUCCGGGACUCCCACCAGUGCUGCAAGAUGGCGAACACUAUCCGUACCUUGCCGCGUCUACCUGUACGGCCUCCACGGCUUCUUCCUCGAGGUCAUGUUCACUGCCGCCUGGGAACUGGUCGUCUCUGGAAGCCUGAAGCUACACGGAUGCACGAGUGUAUGGUGCCUCUUCAUCUACUCCUUCUCCUGCCUGGUCAUGGAGAAAAUUCACGACGGCUUAGAGCCCAUAGGCCUGCCCUUGCACCUUAGGGCCCUCGCUCAGACCUUCUGGAUCUACGUGUGGGAGUUCAGCACGGGAUGGUUUCUGAGGAAGCUGAACGGAUGUCCCUGGGACUACGCCGAUUUCACUUACAACUUCUGCGGGCUCGUCACCCUCGAGUACGCGCCUCUCUGGUACGUGUGCGGAUUCCUCUUCGAGUACGUGUUUCUACCGAAUGUUCGUCGGCUACGUUGGCACGAAGGUGGAAACGCUGAGGGUCAGCAACCGUUAGAUCUCCCCGGCAUCUCCAGCAAUGGUUACGUGGUGCACGGCAGGAAGAGGAAGUAA